Molecule: messenger RNA, 909 nt
Organism: Lathyrus sativus (Indian pea)
Lineage: Eukaryota; Viridiplantae; Streptophyta; Magnoliopsida; Fabales; Fabaceae
Source: the annotation of a GenBank genome assembly
AUGGGAUUCCUUAGGACACACUACAAUAGUUCUUAUCCUUCUCAAACUCUUGAAACUAUCGACAACAUCUCCGAAACCAUCACUUUCCAACAUCAUGCACAAGAGCAACAACUGUUUGAACUUUCACAACAAAACUACGACUUUUCGCCUUCUUUUCUAGAUGAAACCUUGUUUUUUCCGAGUCCUUAUUUUUACUCAAACGAGACUUAUCCCUGUGAAGAUCAACUAAUCAUUGACUCAACUUUCUCUUGUGAUCAAAACGAUGGUUUUGUUUCAGUGAAUGAGAUUUUCCCAAAUGAUGAAAAUUUCAAUAGCUAUGAUGUUCCAUGUGCGAAACGACAAAAGCUGGAUUAUGAAGAAACAAACCAACAACAACAUGAACAAGAGGUUUUUACAGCGAACCCUUUUACUACUUCCUUUGAAGCGGAACCGUUUUCCGGUUGGAAUGUGGUUGAUGUUGUGCAAUGUGAGAAAAAGGUUAGCGAGAGGAGUAUCUCGACGCAGAGUAUUGCGGCGAGAGAAAGAAGAAGGAAGAUAACUGAGAAGACACAAGAGCUUGGGAAGUUGGUUCCUUGUGGACCUAAGAUGAACACUGCUGAGAUGCUUAAUGCUGCUGCUAAUUAUGUUAGGUUUCUUCAAGCUCAAGUUGGAAUGCUUCAAGUUAUGCAAACUUUUAGCAAGGAAGAAAAGGAACCACCUCCAAGUGAAGAUCUACACAAACUAGUUGUUUCUCCUAUUGUUCAAGAGAAGUUGUAUUCAGAAGAAAAAUGCUUUAUUUCAAAAGAAAUUGUCACAACAUUGACCAACAAUGUUGAUGUUAGGUCAAAACCUUCAAUCCUUCAGAGUCUUAAGCAACUUGUUGGGACCGAGAUUCUUCAUCAGAAUGAGAACAAACCAAAACAAGAAUAA